Messenger RNA from Hypoxylon fragiforme, 2507 nucleotides. RefSeq names its product general substrate transporter. The annotation marks the transcript as partial. The transcript is spliced from 4 exons. Gene Ontology annotation, cellular component: membrane. NCBI's taxonomy places the organism in Eukaryota, Fungi, Ascomycota, Sordariomycetes, Xylariales, Hypoxylaceae. Gene Ontology annotation, molecular function: myo-inositol:proton symporter activity. The record is from RefSeq and is a predicted model, not a curated record. Gene Ontology annotation, biological process: transmembrane transport.
ACUAACCUUCGUUCGCGGCUCAGGGGCAUAUGUAUGUCAUGCACAUGCGGCUGGCUUUGUUUAACUACAUCAUUAUAUUAAUAUAAUUAUUUUAUGCCGCUUUACUGCUCGACUGAGAGAUAUAUUAUUAUAAAUAUCAUUGUCCCCAGGAAAACUUCGAUGCCUGUAAUAAUAACCUACUGACAUAGCGAGGCCGAUUUAAUACCCCAACGACUCAUGGUCCUAUCAGUCAGGUUAGUAUUUCAGUAUGGCAAAUGCGGUGGACACGCCCCUGAUAUCACAUCAGGAAGAUGAUACGGCAGAUGACACCCAAUCUGAAAUCUCAGAUGCCGAAGACACGGUCAUUGAAUGGCCCGCCGGCCGUCCGGGCCUUUUCAUCUGGCUCUUAACUUUGUCUGCCGGCAUUAGCGGGCUUUUGUUCGGAUAUGACACUGGAGUUAUUUCCGCUACACUGGUUUCGGUAGGCACCUCACUCUCGGGGCGGGCAUUGACUUCCCUUGACAAGUCUGUCAUUACCUCUUGCACUUCUCUAUUUGCUCUCGCCGCCUCCCCAAUUUCCUCCGUCCUCGCCGAUUUCUUCGGUCGAAAGCCCGUCAUAUUACUAUCGGACUUGCUAUUUGUGCUCGGUGCUGUGGUACAGGCUCUAAGCUACUCUGUAUCUAACAUGGUGCUCGGGAGGUCGAUCGUGGGAAUUGCUGUGGGCGCCGCGAGCUUCGUCACGCCUUUGUACAUUGCCGAGCUCGCCCCACCUACCUACCGUGGUAGACUUAUCACGAUGAACGUCUUGUCGAUUACCUUGGGCCAAGUGGUGGCAUACGUGAUCGGUUGGAUCUUCGCCGAACACGGAGAUCCGUCUACUGGAUGGAGAUGGAUGGUCGGUCUGGGUGCCCUGCCAGCUGCUCUGCAAUGCGCACUUAUUCUGUUCAUGCCCGAGACUCCACGUUGGCUAGUCAAAGCUGGGAGAUCUACAGAAGCCGGUCGGAUUGUUCAGAAGACACUAGGGUCCGAUAAAACUUCCUACCGCUUAGUCGAUAGCGUGGUGAAGGGAAUUGAGAGGGAGAUCCGAGAGGAGCAAGGCCGUGCCGAAUUGACUGAUAACGGGGGCAAGCACCGAUUCCAAGGCUGGCAUGAGCUUCUCUCAGUACCGAGAAAUCGACGGGCUCUAAUCAUCGCGUGCCUACUACAGGGGUUACAGCAACUUUGUGGUUUCAAUUCGUUGAUGUAUUUCUCUGCGACGAUUUUUACCAUGCUAGGAUUCCCGAUACCGACACUCACAUCACUUACCGUCGCUGCCACAAAUUUUGUGUUCACCGUGCUUGCGCUGUUCUUAAUCGACCAAAUUGGUCGAAGAAGAAUAUUACUAUAUUCGAUACCCUUCAUGGUAUGUGGCCUUUUACUUGCAGCAUUCGGCUUUAGUUCGAUUAAGCUGCCAUCCGGAGAUGCUAGUUUAGGGGAUCAUGUGCCUGCAACCGACGAUAUGUCUUCUCCAUCAUCACAAAACGCGGCAGUUAUCAUUCUGAUAAGCAUCAUGAUCUAUGUGGCUUCCUAUGCUUUAGGCCUCGGCAACGUUCCCUGGAUGCAAAGUGAGCUGUUUCCACUUGGGGUACGAUCGCUAGGCAGUGGACUAGCGACAGCAACAAAUUGGAUAGCCAAUUUCAUCGUUGGGCUGACAUUUUUGCCCUUGAUGGAAUUGAUGUCCCCGUCAGUGACAUUCAGCUUAUAUGGUCUUGUCUGCGCGUUUGGCUGGUUCGCUAUCUGGAAGAUAUAUCCCGAGACAGCAGGAUUAACUCUUGAAGAAGCUACUUGCUUGUUAGAGAAUGGUUGGGGUGUGAAAUAAUCACACUACUACACUGUCCGACCUCAUACGUAGAAAAGGACGAUAUUUCAAGAGUCAAAUGACUUGAAUACCAUGGCCGAGUGACCCGAGACUGAUAUUUGAAACGUAGGCGGCUGACUUAAGCUUAUAUCGGCCGGCCUCUCCGUUUUGGGGAUAUCGUAUAAAUAACCUCUGGGAAGCUACCUAAUACUGGUAGUAUCAUUCUGCCACUAUUGAGUAGUGCUUAGGUACUAAUUAGGUAUUAUAUAUCAUCACAGCCACCGUCAAUUUUCUCACGAAGAUGUUGGUGGGUCAGAAGGUCGGGUUUAAAGACCGAAUUCACCGCUGCUCACGCGGGAUCGACUCAAGCUGUCGUUAGCUAAGGAUCGGGAUUCGCAACAAUCCGGAUCCACCAUUACAUAACUCACCGAUCGGGGGUUGUUUCUUUUCUUUUCUCGUUCUUCCAUGCGAGUAGGCAAGUAUUUAGUAGUUAGGCUCCUAUCAGUUAGGUCGUAUAAUUUCAAAAUAGAUACUAGAUUGACUCUUAGAACACCGUCUAGGCCCAACGAAUCAUUCAAUUUCUAUAACGUUGCGGGGAGCUGUGGAGCGUUGUAGCGGUGGCUUGAGUUGCGUACAUGCCUGGGACCCACCGUACGGAUGCUUGCAGCGCGGAUGUCAACGAGAAAGCCGG